AUGGUGACGUGGUCGGUGCUGCGCGCGAGCUUAGCGCAGGCCGGGCCUUCCGCACUGCUCCCGCGCCGCGGCUCAUGUGGGCACCCCGCAAAGCCUCCAAGAGGCUACGGCCGCACUCCGAGCCCGGUGCCGAACACACUCACAGCAGAAGACCGUUCUCCUGAAGCCAGCUUUACCCUGAACCCCGAGGACAGAAGAGAAUACCCUGACCUCCAGGCUGCCCACCGGCCAUUCCCUAAACAGAGAUUCAGGCAGGAAAAUGGGCAUACGUCAUUGCAAAGAGAUGGACCCAGAUCUUUCCUCUUGGAUCUCCCAAACUUCCCUGACUUGUCAAAAGCAGAUAUCAAUGGUCAGAAUCCCAACAUUCAGGUUACCAUUGAAGUGGUUGAUGGCCCUGACACGGAGCCAGAAAAGGAUCUGCAGAAGGAGAGCAGCAAACCUAACUGGCCAGUCCCAUCACCUGACUGGAGAACCUGGUGGCAGAGGUCCUCCACCUUGACACGCAUGAGUAGCGGGGACCAGGACUACAAGUAUGACAGCACUACUGAAGACAGUAACUUCCUCAGUCCUCUUGGUGGGUGGGAUAGUCAUGCACCCAGUCACCGGACAUUCGAGUCCAAGGAACAGCCAGAGUAUGAUUACAUGGAUGGCGAGGGAGACUGGAGCCCGUGGUCCUUCUGCAGCGUCACCUGUGGCAGCGGCAGCCAGAAGCGGACGCGCUCCUGUGGCUACGCGUGCACCGCCACCGAGUCCCGCACCUGCGACCGGCCCAACUGCCCAGGGAUUGAAGAUACCUUCAGGACGGCUGCCACGGAAGUGAGCUUACUCGCAGGAAGUGAAGAUUUCAACGCUACUAAACUCUUUGAAGUUGAUACUGAUAGCUGUGAAAGAUGGAUGAGCUGCAAAAGUGAGUUCUUGAAGAAAUACAUGCACAAAGUGGUCAAUGAUCUUCCCAGCUGCCCAUGUGCCUACCCCAGAGAAGUUGCAUACAGCACUGCUGAAAUCUAUGAUCGAGUUAAGCGGAAAAACUUUCGCUGGAAAGAUGCAAGUGGUCCAAAGGAGAAACUGGAGAUCUAUAAGCCCACUGCACGAUACUGCAUCCGCUCCAUGCUGUCUUUGGAAAGCACCACGCUUGCGGCGCAGCACUGCUGCUACGAUGAUAACAUGCAGCUGAUCACCAGAGGGAAAGGGGCAGGUACGCCCAACCUGAUCAGCAUUGAGUUCUCAGCAGAGCUCCAUUACAAAGUGGACAUUCUGCCAUGGAUUAUAUGCAAAGGGGACUGGAGCCGGUACAACGAAGCUCGGCCUCCCAACAACGGGCAGAAGUGUACAGAAAAUCCUUCAGAUGAAGACUACUACAAGCAAUUUCAAGAAGCAAGGGAAUACUGAGAAGAUUUUCCUCCUCUUCAAACAAAAAAAGGCAUUCAUUUUUGGGUGCUAAAGAACUGCUAAUGGCUGCUGCAUUAUCUCCUCAAUAGGGGUUAUCAGUUUCUUUCUAAUGAAUGUAUAUAGUUGUAAUAUAAUACAUAAAUAUUUUUCAUAGUGUGUGUAAUUUAUAUACAUAUCUCUCUAUUUCAUACACACCUAUUUUUACACACAGACAUACCUAAAACUUGUCCUAGUAGGACUUUAUAAUUCACUAAUAUUUGUUUAAUAAUGUG
Messenger RNA from Tinamus guttatus (white-throated tinamou), 1661 nucleotides. NCBI's taxonomy places the organism in Eukaryota, Metazoa, Chordata, Aves, Tinamiformes, Tinamidae. The record is from RefSeq and is a predicted model, not a curated record.